CGUAAAACAUCUACCCAAUCAAUCAAUCAAUCAAUGAUGGCCUGCCUUGCAACAGCCAGUUCGAAUCAACUGCUUUUUGACGACCUGCGUUUGUCUUUUGCUGACGAGGAUGAUGCCUUAGGGGUGACCUUCAUAGAGAACGUGACAGUGACAGCCUUUGUGGUGCCAGAAGACGAGGAUGAUGCCUUAGGGGUGACCUUCAUAGAGAACGUGACAGUGACAGCCUUUGUGGUGCCAGAAGACGAGGAUGAUGCCUUAGGGGUGACCUUCAUAGAGAACGUGACAGUGACAGCCUUUGUGGUGCCAGAAGACGAGGAUGAUGCCUUAGGGGUGACCUUCAUAGAGAACGUGACAGUGACAGCCUUUGUGGUGCCAGAAGGAUGGAGAUUUUCUGCUGAGUACCCCCGUGUCCCUACCGCGGCGUACCCUACAUACUCAUGAUUGGCCAUAACAGACAUUGUGGAAACGGCGCACUUCCAAAGAGAUUCAGACUGUGUCGAGAAAGGCGCAAAACACUUUCAACGAAAACUUUCACAGGUU
Aplysia californica (California sea hare) is the source of this 540-nucleotide messenger RNA. RefSeq lists its product as uncharacterized. Bases 34 to 441 code for a protein of 135 amino acids. Lineage: Eukaryota; Metazoa; Mollusca; Gastropoda; Aplysiida; Aplysiidae. The record is from RefSeq and is a predicted model, not a curated record. The transcript has 6 exons.